AUGAAAUUCGGGUGCCGCGCCGCGGCGCGCAGGCGAAGGAGGCCGCUCCGCCGCCGUGCGAAACGCGACGCACGCCGCGCAGCGCGUCACGCCUCACCACGCCGCGUCACGCCGCCCGCGCCGUGCCUCUCCGCGCCACUCCGCGCCGCGCUCAUUGGCCGGCGCCCCCCCACCAACGGGCCAAUCGCGGCGCCCUAUAUAGGGCAGCUGGGCGCCGGACGCGGCAUUCCGAAGUCGCCCCCAGCCGACGUGCCUUCGCCUUUGCCUCUCGCGCGCCGCCGCCACUGCCACCGCCGCCGCUGCGCUCUAGUGAGCUUUACGUACGCCGCCGUCGUACUCCACGUCGAGACCUCGACGCAGCCGCUGCAACCGCGUGUUCAGUUGCGUCAUCCCCUUGCAUCAGCCGAAAUCCUCCGUCGCGUUUGCGCCCGCCCGGUGUCUGAAGCCAUGGACCGCAUGCAGAGGUUCGCCGUUGCCGUCGCAGUCGCGUGUUGCGUGCUGCUGGCGCUAUCCGCCCUAACGCCCGCUCACGCCGCCGCCGUCCACAGCAAGAGAGCGGUGGCGAAUAGCAGCCCGUCUUCAGAGGCGCCUCCCAAGAUUUGCCACAGCAGUACGCCCUGUGGUUGGGCAGUGUACGUGCCAUUCACUCGCCGCGUCGACUACUUCAUGAAGAACACGUGCGACUGCCCCAAGGGAAAGAUGUGCUUGCGCACGGAUGACGACCUGUCGGUGAGCGCUUACGUGUACCGCUGCAGGGCGCCCACUCACACCACUUCGACAACGGAGGCCGACCAGGCGUAGCCACGGGACACUCGCUGCUACUACAGUUCCUGGCGCAGCGUCGCCCAUCCUGCGUGUACGCACUGACUCUGGUCACUAAAUCUGCACUCGACAGCUCGUCGAAACGUCAAUUAGCAACGAAGUUAGUCUGACGUGAUAGCCGCCACUUCGACCUUCCCAGAAAUCUUGCCGCCGAGGGGUGGAUUAAUAUACGUAAUCUAAGCAUAAGCUCAGCCCCUCUAAUGAUUUUUAAAACUAAAUAUAUCAAUUAAUUUUUAAAAAAAAUUGCGGAGGGCUAUUUAAAAAAAAUCAGCCUCCCUUCAAUUGUUUUUUAAACGACUUGUUAUCUUGUUAUUGAUUCUUUUGUGUGUGUGUGUGCGCACGUGUGUGUUUGUUUGAGUUUGUUUCGGAAGGGUUUUACUCCCACGUGUGACUGGGUCCCAAAGGAAAAUAUUUGAAUGUUACAUUUUUAAAAUGAGAAUGUUUUAGUUUAUUUUGAUAUUAAUUUUUAUUAAUAUUCUUACGGGGUUCAGUUUGUCAUGCUUAGGAUCCCUUACGAUAUUAAUCCAGCCCUGUUGCUCUCGAACAUUCAACUAAUUUGGUGUCUGGACGGAUCUGUCAAGUGGGAAGUUAAGAGCAUAUCCAGUGUUUGCCCCGGAGUGAGCCUUCGAGAAUGGUUCCCGAUCGGCUUCCUUGGACCGUCAGACAUCAAUUCCGCCCCAAUUUGGUCGCAUUUGCCUACAAUUUGUCUACUUCCCGUGGCAUUCGCACAAAAUCCAUAAGAGUUAAUCCAUAAUCCGGUUGAAUUACGAUCAAUUCUAUUGCAAGUUGAAGUGUGAAAACAAUCUUUCUUUCUUUUUUCUUUUCUUUUUUUCCCCUGUAGUCGAUUUCGACUCUCCGCGCCCGGUACCCAGUACACCCCUCAUGUGAGGACACACAUUAAUCUUUCACACUAGACACACUUGCGGGAUUAUCGGCCUGUGGACAACAAACUCAUAAGGCCUUUCGUGACAACACAUACACGAAAGGCAAGGGACAAACAACCAUGUCCAUGUACGCGCUCGAACCCGCGACCCUUCAGACUGAGGCGCUGAGUCGACGUAUGUUCUUCUAACUACCUCGGCCAUCUAGGUCGGCGUGAAAACACUCACUUUCAUUUCCUUAAAUGAACUUGGCGUCAUUCAUAAUAUCUUUUAGGUAACUUUUCUAUUCAAAUCUGGAAUGAGAAUGCAAGUCAGACGGGAAGAUAAAGACCUAAUAGAAGAACGUGCUUACACACAGACAUGUGUACCAACAUAUUUUAUACAAUAGGGUACCUUUGUAAAUAUAUUCUAUUUAUUCUAAACAUUAAGUAAAUAAUAGUGCAAGUUCAAAGUAGUCUGUUUAAAAUAGACAAAAAGAGAUAGGAUGUUAAAAAUAAUGAAUCCUGACAUGAAAGUUAAUUCUAAGUGUCAAAUUUGUAUAAUUGUAUUAAUUCACUUAUAUUCAAGAUUUAUAUUUUAGUAUUGUAUCAUUCUCUCUGAAUUUUCAUGAUACAUUACUUCUAAUAUAGGUUUUGAGAAUAAUUUACAAUUCCACUUGUGAUUCCACUUCAAGUGGGUCAAAGUAUUCAUUUUGUACUCCAUCUUUCUGUAUGUCAAAAAUGUCUGCGACAGGGGUCAAUAUCAGUAGACAAUUAAUUAUCCAUGACAGUAUUCCUCAUUUGUACUUAAAUAAUUCAUCCCAUUAACAUCCUAGCAUACGACACGUUUAGAGGGUAUAGAUUUAGCACUAGGAGGUGAUCCAUUAAAAGUAAGUGAAUGUGAACUGGACUGUACAGGGUUUAUUCUUGAUAAUUGUAAACUGGAUGUGAAACCUAUUAUUAGAAUAAGACCUGCUCAGUUAAUGUACAUACACCCAAUACUUUGUGAAUACAUUUGCAGUGUUUAAGAUUGUAGUACUUAGUAAACAUAGUUCUGAAAUUGUUUUACAGUUUCUGGAAAUUAAAAUAAUGUUCCUACAUUCAGAACAUACUUCCAUACAUUGAAGAGUUCUAUUCUGAAAACUAUUUAAAUAAUUUUUGCUGAUUUUUUUUUUUUGCUGAACACUUUCAUUAGGUUGACAUGCACAUUAUCUUCGUAAUGAAGAUGCAAGACUUGACUUUGUUCUGUAGAUAUGAGAUAAGGAAUACUAUUAGGUACAUUUUCCAAGUCUAAUUCUUUUAAAACUAUUAGUCCAAAAUCAACUAACGUCAUAGUUUCUGCUCUUGAUAUUCCAGAAAGCCUGCUAUCCAUUGUUGUGAAGCUUUAAUGAAAUGACAAUAACUAUAAUGUCAAGUUCAUCAAUUAUGAAUGUGAAAAAAAGAUUUUAAAGAUUUAUUGUACUGAACACUAAAGAGUAAGCUUUUUAUGAAGAAGCUCAUAAUAUAAAAUUUUCAAAAGAACUGUCAGGAGGGAGAAGAGUGUGUGUCAAUGGUAAACAAUAGUGUAUUAGACUUAAUGUUUUGAAUUUUGAUAUUUCCUAAAGAACUAAAGCAUUGCCGAAAGAAAAAGACGUUCGUGUACACAAUACUCAAAUAUAAAUAUACUGUUUUAUUAAUUUCAGUAUAAUUAUAAUUAAAAACAAGCAAUGAAUAUCAUUAAAAUAAAUUUAAUUUAAAGUACAGCGAAGGUAAUACAUUUUUUUUACUUCUCCAAAAAAAAUAACUUGAGUGGUUUCUGGAAUGGAACUCUUCAAUAUUGAUAAUUACUUGCCAGAAUUAAGGCACAGAGACAUGGAUUGCAUGUUCAAGGUGAAAAUUCAUAGUUUUGAACUUUUUGAAGAAAAUGUGUAGUUUUAAUGUCAUUACGAAAUCAUAUUCCAAUUCUUUUAUUCUAUGAUAAAUAUUUGAAAUAUUGAAUAAUCAUCUUAGAAUGGUUGCAACUUAUAACUUUUGUUAAAAUGUUUUAACUAUUUACAGUAUUUACUUCAUAAUCACAAUAUAAAUAAGUGCAGUAACAUUUAUGCAAAAGAUAAUUUAAUUUGUAGAACUUAAAGCAGAACAUGCAAUCGUUCACCUCCAAACAUUGAAGUAGUUUCAAUAAUUUCACCUGUUUUGUUUAUUAAAAUACUUGAAUAAUAUUUAUUUCUUAAAAUUUCUUCAUCUUUUGUUUGUACAUUGUAAUUAUUUAUUGUAAAAAAAUAGCUAUUGUAUAUUCUUAUGUAUUUAUACACAGUAUUUUAUAGUAGAAUAAUUUUCUAAUAGAAAAAUCGUUCUUGUAUUGCAUUUGUUGUUUGUUAACAAUUAAUUAUAUACUUCAAUA
Messenger RNA from Gryllus bimaculatus (two-spotted cricket), 4061 nucleotides. The record is from the annotation of a GenBank genome assembly. Lineage: Eukaryota; Metazoa; Arthropoda; Insecta; Orthoptera; Gryllidae.